Torulaspora delbrueckii is the source of this 1422-nucleotide messenger RNA. It is a transcript of the gene HST3, whose product is annotated as NAD-dependent histone deacetylase HST3. The transcript has a single exon. The coding region runs from base 1 to 1422 and encodes 473 amino acids. NCBI's taxonomy places the organism in Eukaryota, Fungi, Ascomycota, Saccharomycetes, Saccharomycetales, Saccharomycetaceae. Gene Ontology annotation, molecular function: NAD+ binding. The record is from RefSeq and is a predicted model, not a curated record.
AUGGCUAAGGAUGCUAAAUGUGAACAAACUCCUUCACCGAGAGCAAGCCGAUCUCCUUCUUCCCUAGGGUCACCUCAGAAAGUAGAAUUGAAGACUGAACGCCUGACACCAAUAGCAGAGCUGGAUAUUGGUGACGUGAGACUACAACAGAUAAACAGGAUACUCAAUAGGUCCCGAAAGAUAGUGGUGCUGACUGGAGCUGGAAUUUCGUGUAACGCGGGUAUACCAGACUUCAGGUCGUCUUCGGGGCUCUAUGAGUUGGUGAAGAAACAGUUUCCAGAACUUCCUAUAAUGUCGGGUCAGGAAAUGUUUGACAUUUCGUUAUUUAGGGAUGAACUCAAGAUAUCAGUGUUCGCUACAUUCAUGGAGAAAUUGUACUCUAGCGUUCAAAUGGCUCAACCGACAAAGACUCACAAAUUUAUAGCCCAUCUCAAGAACAGAAACAAGCUGUUAAGGUGUUAUACACAGAAUAUCGAUGGCCUAGAAGAGAAUCUGGGCUUAGAAAUGUCCAACAAUGAAACUAAUGAUACAACCAUUACAGCGUUUAAUUCUCGUUGGAAGAAUUUCGACGUGGUGCAAUUGCAUGGAGAUUUAAACUCUUUAGCGUGCACGCGAUGUUUCCAUGUAUUCCAAUGGAGCAGGUACUGGUGCCGUUCCUUCAGACGAGGUGAGCUCCCAACGUGUCCAACCUGUGAAGAGCAAAAUUAUAAGAGAUUCCAGCAGGGCAAGAGACAAACUGGUAUAACCGGACUUUUGAGACCAAACAUCGUUUUAUAUGGAGAAAAUCAUCCAUCCUGCGAGUUUAUCGCCCAGGGCCUAACUCUGGAUGUCCAGAGAGGCAAGCCAGAUUUCCUUAUAAUCAUGGGUACGAGUCUGAAAGUUGAUGGUGUGAAGCGGGUUGUGAGACAAAUCAGUAAGCAGGUCCAUGAACGCGGUGGUAUCGUGAUACUGGUCAACAAGACCUCGAUAGGUGAUUCCUCCUGGCACGGUGUAAUAGACUACCAAAUAAUGCGCGAUUGCGAUGAAUGGGUAACUUAUUUGGAAGCACAAAUCCCAGAUUUCUUCAAGACACAGGAACAAAUAGACAAGUUAAGGCAAUUAAGACGAGAGGCAAGUGAUUUGAGGAAGAAAGCACUAGAAGAACAGAAACAAAAUAAUCUUCUCACUAUGAUAAAGACUCCGCCAUCAACUCCGGUUAGGAAAGAUCAGAAACAGGCCCAAUCAUUCGAUGGCAACCUCGAAAAUGUCAAGAAAAGAUUAGUGACAACAAGCAAAUCUCCCUGUAAGAGGCAGAAGAAAUUGCCAGAUAACGAAAAAAUUAGCAAACGAAAACCCAAGUACAUCCACUACACUAAUUCCCAACUCUCUCAGUACAUAAUGAAACGGCAUCUGUUAUUUAAGUCAGAAAAGUUAAUGUUAUAA